This is a messenger RNA of Ambispora leptoticha, 861 nucleotides long. Lineage: Eukaryota; Fungi; Glomeromycota; Glomeromycetes; Archaeosporales; Ambisporaceae. The record is from the annotation of a GenBank genome assembly.
AUGGCCGAAAAUAAAAAAUAUGAAAAUAGUAAAGUUCAUUAUUUCGAAGAUGGGAACAUCCUGCUUAUAGCAGAGAGCACAAUCUUCAAAGUACAUCGUGGUAUUCUAGCUCAUUCGUCUGUUGUCUUUAAUGAUAUGUUCAAGAUAGCUACCGAGGACGAUGCUAGAACUCCCGAAAUCACCUUAGCGGAGUCCGCAAGUGAGCUUGAAUUGUUAUUGAGCUUUAUGUAUCCACCCAAAGUACGAAUAAACUGGCAGAUAAUCCAAAAAUUAUUACAACUCGCCGACAAAUACAUAAUUGAAAGCAUUCCCAACGAUGUAAAGAACUUCCUAGAGUUACGUUUUCACGAAAAACCAAUUGUUUCUUUAAUCGUUGCCGAAAAACAUUCGUUCUCGCAAAUAUACAAAAAAUCUUUUAUGCUCGUGUUGGAUGAACUUCUAGAAUCGAUCAAUGUGCCGAACUUCAUUGACUUAUCCAAAGAAACGAUCAUAAAACUGCAAAAGUGUUGGUUUAUAUACAUCCAAGGAUUAGGCCAAUUGAACGAUCUCUAUUCCAUGACGUUUAUUCCACGCCGUCAACAUACUUGUGGCGAAAGAAAGGCACAUAAUAGCAAGAUAAACGAUAAGAUUGAAGAAAAAUUGCAAAAAAUUCAUGUUUUUCCACCACCACGUCCGUCCGAGGUUUUGGAAGAUUUACUAGAUCUACAUUCACUAAGCUUAGGUUACAGUGACGAUCAUAUAAUUUCAGCAUAUCUUGAUCGCAAUAUUGAGAAAUGUUUGGGUAAAUUCGAGAGAUUAGAUUUGGGGUACAACAGUAAGUUCAACGGUAAGUCCGACAGAAACUAUCUUAGCUUUGAUUAA